Lolium perenne is the source of this 369-nucleotide messenger RNA. NCBI's taxonomy places the organism in Eukaryota, Viridiplantae, Streptophyta, Magnoliopsida, Poales, Poaceae. The record is from RefSeq and is a predicted model, not a curated record.
AUGCGCGCACCCAACCGCCAGGAACUUUCAUCCCGCGUGUCGCUGCACCGCCCUCCAACUCGCUGCUCAUCGCUCGCGCCGCCGCUCCGCCUCCACACCGACGAGAUGUCGCCCCGUAGCUGCCCGAGCUCCAGCUACCGCGGCGUCCGCGCGCGGCCGAACGGCACGUUCUACGCCGAGAUCCGCAGCGGCGACAAGCGCAUCGGGCUCGGGACCUUCGAGAUGGCGCACGAGGCGGCGCGCGCGUACGACGUGGUCGGCUGGCGCCUCGGCCGCUCCCGGCGAUCGAUGAAUUUCAACGAUGUCUGGACGCGGCAACAGGCGGAAGUGCUCAUGCUGCCGCCGGCCGGCACGCGCGAGCUCGAGUAG